GGCAAACAAGCUGCUGGAACGCGCUUACUCCAGGGGCCCACUGGCGAAUGAUUCUGGACAUGACCCUGUGUUUGCUUGCUCUUUGUUAUGUGCCCCUUUGCGUCUUAGACAACUUGGAGCCUGUCACCAGUUCUACGAAGCGCUGGAGGCAAGGAGAGGGCCGAGAAGCCAUGGUAUGCAACUACAGAUUAACUUUCCACAGCAUGCCUUUGGUCGUGAAUUGCUCGGUAACGCGCAGACCGUUCACAUUCCAACGGAGUGACGUUUGGGCUUCCUUCACCAGGAAUGUCAACAUUUAUGCGCAAGCCCUACAGUUUAAAAAGGAGCUGUGGAACACCUCGGCCACAAUCUUUUGUGGUGAUUAACAAAACCUCUACGUCUCCCAAAAGCUCCCGUUGUUGAACUGCGACACUACCAAACAGCAUGAACCCAGGCAGGCGUGAUGGCAAACGCCAGUCUCCCAGAAAGCGAGACGCAGCAAACAAUGAAGACAAGGCCGACGCAGAUCAAUCCCCUGCUCGGCGCACGAUGGAAGGAGGUAUCUUCGUUGGUAUACCAGAUUUCAAACCUGCUGCUGUGUAUUUCAAUAUGGUUGGACAGUUUGGCGGUCCGUGUUUCGACAGAUCUGCCAACGUCUGGAAGAAGAGCUUGCCGGUAGAGGUGGACGGUUCUAUCGAUGUGUCAGGCACUUGGGAAUACGCUCAAGUUCGACAUCUGGCGCAAACCCCCGAACAAGCUGAAACUGCUGCGAAUUACGUCGGUCAAGUCGCAAAACAAGUCACAGGCAGGAUUUUCAUUACCGUGCUUCGCGAAGCUCCGAAUCGGAACGGCGAACUGAACCUCGAAGAGGUGGACGGGAUAACCAUGUCCGGCUUCUGGCUAGACAAGACGAAAUUCGUGACAUGUGCCCACUUUCUACAGACAGUUUUUGACACCAACGCCGACGAGACAGAGAAGUUCCUGAAGACUGCGAAUCCACCGAGACCACGAGCUUUCGUAUCCAACAAGAAGGCGGCGAAUCAAGGAUUGAUGCCAGAUAGCCCCGAAUCGUGGCCGGUGUAUCUACUCAGGGUGUCACGCACUUCAGAUAUUGCAAUUUUCGAGCUGACCAAGGCGGCAGCGAAAGGCGGCAAGCAUCCACCGCAUUCAAUGAAACCAAGCGACUUAUCAGCAUUGCUUACUGCGACAACAUCUGAAAACGCGUCGGGUUUCUCGUCCAAGGAGACUGAUGUGUCAUACCUGCGACUUUUUGCAGCCUAUUAUCCAGGUUCCGAUCCAACUGUGGAGGCUAGCGACUUUUCUCCCGAGAGAAAACAGUUUGCGAAAGAUGCGAACAUAGCAGGCGCGUGGAGAUUAUUAUGUGACGAAGGCCGAAAACUCAACCCCGGUGCUACAAAGAAGCCAGCCGACUUUGCAGAUACAUUCGCACCUCAUACUCGGAGUGUGGCCUUCGGUCAAGUCGAGACAACUCAUCGCGCCAUUCCAUGCCACGCUAAAUCAGGGAACAGCCUUUUCGCACAGACCAGAGAAUGCAGCAUCGUAGGAACCUACGGUUGUUCGGGGGGUAUGGUAUGCCACGUGUACCGGGAGGCCGGUAGUUGGCGAUCUGUCGUCGUGGGACUCUUCCAUGGGGAAAGUUGGAACGAUCGGAGAUACAACGAAAUUGUGGCCUUCACACCUGCCUUUGUGGAUGCUGUCCGGACCGGGAGCUUUUGGGACACUGCCUGAGCGAGAAAACGACCUGCCUAGGCUCUGGAAAGUUGCAUCAAUCUACACAGGCAGCGGUGUGGAUUGGACAAGGACAUGGAUGUGAACGACGAGGAACAACAGCAGGCUGAUUGUUAAGGGAUAUCGAUUGGAAAUGUUGGACUAAUGAAGGAAGGGGGAAAGGGGGUAGCGAGG
Molecule: messenger RNA, 1902 nt
Organism: Cladophialophora immunda
Lineage: Eukaryota; Fungi; Ascomycota; Eurotiomycetes; Chaetothyriales; Herpotrichiellaceae
Exons: 6
Coding region: 424-1728 (434 amino acids)
Source: RefSeq, a predicted model, not a curated record